AUGAUUGACGUUAAGACGAAAAUUAAUUCUUUUUUUAUAUUCAACUCUAGUUUUGGGCCUAGAGAAGGCGAUGAACUAAAAAGGAUAUUAUUCUAUCAUCCAAGUCAAACCAGUCCAGAUGCACAGAAAAUGCAAGUUGGGUUAUGUGAAGCUGUUGUUAAGUUCAUGUCUACGUUUUCCUCGGAGCCUUGUGAAGCCUUACAAACACAGACAAAAAGGUAUAUAUUCUAUCAACCAGAAAAAGGAUACUGGAUGGUUCUGGUUGUCAGGAUACCCUACACUACUAAGGCAUUGGCAGCUAUUGGUGAAACUCAAGGAGAUGUAAUAGAUCCAUCUAUUAUGCAUGAUUUGCUAUUAUCAGCGUACAAAAUGUUUAAGAUGUUUAGAGGGCCUUUCAAGAACUUUUCUACAGAUGAUGUCUAUACUGUAUGUGAGCACUUUUUCAAUCCAUUUAUAGUUUCAAAAAGCCUUACGAACGACAUAUCAGACGUGAUCCAGGGCAUUAACUAUUUACCGCUAGAUAAAAAUUCAUUUUUCAAAGUACUUUGCUUUAUUGACCUGUUAGAAGUCAACUAUCCUCACUUCAAAUGUAUAUCUUUUAUCUACAAUGAACAACUUAUUUGGAAUGGUUUGAGCACGAAUGACAUGUUAACAUUAUACCAAUAUUUGGUCCAAACAUUGCUACCAAAGCAAGUGGAGAAAGAAAUCCAAGGCGGUGCCGUGACUGCAGCACAAAGACAUGGACGAUUUAUACAACCAGCGGAGGGUAUAAAGAGUAGUGAAGACUUGCAAAAACUAGUCAAAGUGCACCUCAUGCGUGAAGAUGACACAGAAAUAAAGCAGUAUUAUUUAAUUAUCUACAGAACGAUGAGUGCUACUGUUAGCUUUACUGUUGAUGUGGAUGUAGAACUUGAAUUUGAAAUGUUCAGAUCAUUAGACGCAUUUAUUGGGCCUCAGUUAUCAGCUAUCGCGUCUACCAUCAGUGAGCAAUGCACAUUACAUGCAUUACAAACAGCCCAACUGGCAGUCUCGGAGCAUAAGUUCGUUUAUUUCAAUAGAUUGAACUUAGCAUUUAAAACAUCUCCACCGAUUAACAAAUUGCACCCUUCUACUUCUAUAACACCUGAGGUUUUAACUAUUAUAUCUGGUAUACAUUCAGAUACGAAGAGCCUCGGAAAUUAUGGGGAGAUUAUAAUCAAAACACCAGACGAAUACUGGAUUACAGGGAAGUCUUCCAACGAAAGAGAGUUUUAUGUUAUAAUACAAGAAAAAAAUGCCAAUUUGAAAGAAAUAGCAGAUGAAGUACGGCGGAUAUGUGAAGCCCAAAUGAAAGGCAUUUUUUUCUAUCCAAUGUAA
Arctia plantaginis is the source of this 1356-nucleotide messenger RNA. The record is from the annotation of a GenBank genome assembly. NCBI's taxonomy places the organism in Eukaryota, Metazoa, Arthropoda, Insecta, Lepidoptera, Erebidae.